Messenger RNA from Parastagonospora nodorum SN15, 1113 nucleotides. RefSeq lists its product as hypothetical. The coding region runs from base 1 to 1113 and encodes 370 amino acids. NCBI's taxonomy places the organism in Eukaryota, Fungi, Ascomycota, Dothideomycetes, Pleosporales, Phaeosphaeriaceae. The record is from RefSeq and is a predicted model, not a curated record. The transcript has a single exon.
AUGGCCAACAUUCCGUUCACAGCUGUAGACACGGCCACGAGGGUUCCAGUGAAGGACGAGGUCGAAUCUCCUAGCAUUUCCAGCACAAAUGCGCUCGCCCGCUACGAGUACGAAGCCGGCCAUGCCAACGCUACAGAGGGUACCAAGAUCCUGAUGGUGGAAUGGGAAGACGACGACACAACGCGCGGGGUUCGCGGGGACUGGCAUAUAUCAUGGGAAGGCAGCACCAGAGUCUUGCCUGCCAACGAUCAACCCGCCAACGAUGUGAAUCGCAUGUACUUCCUGCUACCACCUGGCGUGGCUGUACCCACAAUAGUGUCACUUUCCCUCCGGCCUGAGGACAAGACCAAGCCACCUGUUGUCUGGCAGACGAACCCAUUGCCUGCCCUGUUCCCUCCUGAAUUAGGAGCGUCAGCACGGGCAGCAGGAAAGAAGGGCGUACUCCACACCAUCUGGGCGAAGAAGCGAUUACAAGUCCUGCAGAAAGAAAUCGACGCAGAGUCACGCAACAAUAUCGAAGGCAUCGGAUUACAAAUGGCAGUGGACGAGAAAGAGUGGAUCGAACAGACCUUUGGUGUCAACGCACGCCCGGCCGGCCUCAGUCUCUCGCUAACAGAGCCGUCAAUAGCUGGUCCAACAAGUCCAAGGUCGCCCGGCGGAGGCCGACUGAUGGAGAAGCUCGCUGGCUUGAAGCUGAGCACAAAUGAGAAGGACUUGACGCCCGGCGGUAGCAUGCCACAGUCGAAUCCCCUCUCACCCGAAUCGUCGGACAUUGCGGUCUCAUCCUUCGCUGUGUUCAAAGGCGCGAACCCGUCUGCACUCGCAGCGAAAGCACCACAGCAACCGGUGGCGCCGAGGAGAGUAGCUGCUGCGAUUCCACCGCCUUCGAUCAUUGCGCAACAGAGUUCUGGCAUGGGUUCGCUCAACGCAUUGUCUGGGCCAGCGCCCGUGUUUCAGUCUCGUGGCCCAGUAUCGACGGAGGAGGAUGACGAUAACGACGAUGGAUUGUUUGCUCUUCCGAUCAGCCCGCGCAGUCCGGAGGUUGGCAAGAGCCCCUUCUCGUUCGGCGGGAAUGAUACAGUGAAGUUCUUGAAGGAAGAGAGCGCUGCUUGA